Messenger RNA from Electrophorus electricus (electric eel), 2423 nucleotides. It is a transcript of the gene api5, whose product is annotated as apoptosis inhibitor 5. Gene Ontology annotation, molecular function: RNA binding. Gene Ontology annotation, biological process: negative regulation of apoptotic process. Gene Ontology annotation, cellular component: nucleus. The record is from RefSeq and is a predicted model, not a curated record. NCBI's taxonomy places the organism in Eukaryota, Metazoa, Chordata, Actinopteri, Gymnotiformes, Gymnotidae.
CGUGAACACAACACUGGGAAGAAAGUCUCCCCGCGCAUGACCGUCAGAAACGAGCUGGCCUAUAAGCGAUGAUGGCCGCUACGGUUGAAGAGCUCUAUCGAAACUACGGGAUCCUUGCAGACGCCAAGGAGGAUCUUAGCAAGCAUAAAGAUGCCUACCAGGUUAUUCUGGAUGGUGUGAAGGGAGGUCCAAAGGAGAAGAGAUUGGCUGCACAGUUCAUUCCAAAGUUCUUCAGCAGUUUUCCAGAGAUGGCAGACGCUGCAAUUAAUGCACAGUUGGAUUUGUGUGAAGAUGAAGAUGUAUCUAUCCGCAGACAGGCCAUCAAAGAGCUCCCACGCUUUGCUGCUGGGGAGAAUUUACCCAGAGUAGCAGACAUCCUCACACAACUACUGCAAACAGAUGACUCUGCAGAAUUCAACCAAGUAAACGGUGCAUUAAUCUCCAUAUUCAAAAUUGAUUCUAGAGGGACUCUUGGAGGUCUGUUUAGUCAGAUUCUGCAAGGAGAGGACGUGGUAAGAGAACGGGCAAUAAAAUUCCUCUCCACCAAGAUGAAAACCAUGCCAGAUGAAACCAUGACCAAGGAGGUAGAGGAUUACAUCUUCAUAGAGACAAAAAAGGUACUGGAGGACGUGACGGGAGAGGAGUUUGUGCUGCUGAUGCGUGUGCUGUCAGGCCUGAAGUGCCUGCAGACAGUGAGCGGACGUCAGCAGCUUGUGGAGCUAGUGGUGGAACAGGCCUUCCUGGAGCAGGCACUGAACCCGACCGACACUGACGGUGUGGAUCGCCUGCUGCAGUGCACACGUCAAGCACUGCCUCUCUUCUCGAAAAAUGUGCAUUCCACUCGAUUUGUGACAUACUUCUGUGAACAUGUCCUACCCAACCUCAGCAUGCUCACCUGUCCUGUGGCACAACUGGAUAUCCAGCUUGAAGUCCUCAAGUUGUUGGCUGAGAUGAGCCCAUUCUGUGGUGACAUGGACAAACUUGAAGCCAACCUCAUGAUGCUGUUUGAGAAACUGCUGGAGUUCAUGCCGCUGCCUCCUGAAGAAGAAAAUGGUGAGAAUGCUGUGAGUGAGGAACCCAAGCUCCAGUUUAGCUAUGUGGAGUGCCUACUCUUCAGCUUCCACCAACUUGGCAAAAAGUUACCAGACUUCCUUAUUGACAAGAUCAAUGCUGAAAGAUUAAAGGACUUCAAGAUUAGGCUACAGUACUUCGCACGAGGGCUGCAAGUGUACAUCCGGCAACUCCGCGUGGCAUUGCAAGGCAAAACUGGUGAUGCACUAAAGACUGAGGAGAAUAAAAUCAAAGUUGUGGCUUUGAAAAUCACCAACAACAUCAAUGUCCUUAUUAAGGAUCUCUUCCACAACCCUCCGUCCUACAAAAGCUCUGUAACCCUGUCCUGGAAACCAGUGCAGAAGACAGAAGCACCAGUUGUUCUGGGACAGAAACGCCCAUCAGGAGAGGACAUGCCAACAGGAAAAAAGGUUUCUCCAUUGCCAAGGAGGGAUGCACGGCAAAUAUACAACCCUCCCAGUGGGAAAUACAGUGCCACCAUUGGCAACUUCUCCUAUGAGCAAAGAGGUGGGUUUAGAGGCGGCCGUACCCGCGGCUUUGGCGGAAGAGGAAACAGAAGUCGAGGGCGGAUCUACUGAAUGGGCACUCAAUACAUUUUCUAGACAUCUGUAAACACCUGCAGGACUGCCAUGCAUCUACACAUUCACUAUUCAGAAAGCAUCAGACCUGUUCAUUUUCACACUUUUACCAUUUAGUGUGCUCUACGCAUCCAUGACUCUGCUCCUCAAGUUUGUUCCUGUCUCUUCAGUAUGUAAUUGUGGGAAUUCUGCAACAUUAUCCUCCCCCAGUAAAUCUUUUUUUCUCCUCCCUCUUCUCUGGGCCCUUUUAUGGAGCAGACACUGCAGAGGUGUAAUUUUGGAUUGUUUUUGUAUGGUGACACAUCCUUUGUACUUUUUUUAACCUUAUAGUUUUUCAGCGCUUUUGUUGGAUAAAUUGUCCUCACAUGACUUUGUAAGAUACAAUUAUGUUUUCCUUCUGCAUUUUAUUAUAAACUAGUUCUAGUCUAAAUUUUUUGCUGUCAGUGUUUGGUAAUUUUUGGAAGAGAUAUUUAAGUUUGUACUAGAUCUGCUUUCAUGCCCUGAUCUGGGCUUUGCUUCAUUUUUGGUAAGUAUGUGAAAAAAUUAUUUUUAGCAAUGUAAUACUUGAUGACAUUGUCCUCAUAGAUGAUUAGCGUCUUGAGUCCAUUAUAUAAUGGAAAUUGCAAUCACUAAAUUCUUACAUUUUUAGACAACUUUUUCAUGAUCUUUGGGUGUGUGGGGGUUUUUCGUUUGUUUGUUUUUCUUGCAUGCAUAUUUACGAGACUUUGAAAAGUUAUUUAAGUGUUUGGAUUAAAAAAAAAUCAAAUUGCUGUA